Messenger RNA from Phytophthora nicotianae INRA-310, 1486 nucleotides. RefSeq lists its product as hypothetical. The coding region runs from base 109 to 456 and encodes 115 amino acids. The record is from RefSeq and is a predicted model, not a curated record. The transcript has 3 exons. NCBI's taxonomy places the organism in Eukaryota, Oomycota, Peronosporomycetes, Peronosporales, Peronosporaceae.
AUCUCUGCCGUCAUCUCGACGCCGACAAGUAUAAAGCGAAAGUCGCCUUCUCUCAGACCCGAGAGCCCUACCUUCGUACUUGUCGACGCAUUACACAGAGCCCGAAUCAUGCCCCGUGGUGAGGAGAACUAUCGCAACAUGGACGCACAGCAGCAGUUCGACCAACGCCGUGCGGACGACCAGGCGCGGCAAGACGCUCUGCUGGACCAAAUCCACGGUGGCGUCGUGGGUCUCAAGAACCAGGCGCACGCUAUUAACGGGGAAGUUGUGGAGCAGAACAUCAUGAUUGACGACAUUGGCAACCGAAUGGACAAUGCAACUCGGGACAUUGCACGGGAAGAGCAAGCGGCACGGGAGGUCAACGCCCGCAAAAAGAAGGCUUGCAAGUUAUACGGUGUUAUCGCGGUAUUGGUGGUGAUUCUGAUCAUCGUGUUUGUGAUUCCGUCGCCCAACUAAGCGAUCAGGUGCAAUUCUACCAUCACUCCGUCUGCUUUCCAGUGUUCGCCGCGGAUCUCGUUGACUAUGAGCAAAUAUCUGCCACAGCACAAAGCGACAAUAUGUCUGGGAAUUGUACACAUAAUACAACAGCUCCACGUCACAAAACUCCAGAAAAUACUUUUUGUUAACGUUAAAACGCGGCCGUGGAGACCGCAGGUUGACAUGCAGCGGCUCUCUAAGUCUACAAUACCACGGCAAGAGCCACCGCAGUUACAAGGCCCAUUGUCACGCUGCUGAUAGUCGCCAUCGAGGCGCCGGCAGUUAGCACGGCGCUCUCCGACGAGUCGUCCUCGUCGUCAUCAGGGGGCAAGCCGCCUGUGGUGGGCCCGGCGGGGGCGACGGUGCCCACCACGUCUCCUAUCGAGUCUCCACUGCCCGUGGAGUUUGUAGAGGUAGAAGUGCCACCACUGGAGCAGCCUGCCUUAAGUUCGCUGCUUGUGGGAGUCUUGGAGGCGUCUGACGGGUCACUCACGCCAUCCGUGACGAGUCCAGCUGUGCUGCCCGUCGUCCACGUGCAGCACGGGUCUCCGAGCUCCUGUCCGUUGGUAAAUCCGUCUCCGUCCGUGUCUGCCUGGCACAGCGCGGCGGUCCAGGCAUUUCCAGCGGUGGAGAACGCCUCGCCGAAGUCGCUGAGUCCAGUCUCGCCUGCUGGAUCCAGGUGCCCAAUGUUUGAGUUGUCGGGCACGUUGCCACCGUUCGGGACGAGCUUCACGUACUUCGCGUAGCCCUCCACCGUCGAGGGGGCCACUGUGACGGCCACAACUAGCGUCACGACUACCGACCGCACCAUUCUUCCAGAGUUUUGCGUUGGUCGGGAGUUCGCGAAUGCAAUUCGCUCUCCACUUGUGCACAGUUUGCCAUUCUGGAGACGCUUUUACUGUUCCGGCUGUUUCUACAUAAUCGUCGGGGAAUACGGAUCAGGAAAUAGUACUCGUGCUCUGAAAAAAAAAAAAGUAUUUUAUCCGAUUUUGGUGCCGGAACUGUCGGU